UGAUUAUCAUUGGGAUGCAAAAGAUGAGGCAAAUUGUUUCUGUUGUCUUGUUGCUUUAGGAGAUUUUGAAGGUGGUGAACUAUGUUUUCCCCAGCUCCAGAUUGUGGUGGUGGUUCAGUCUGGACAAGUUGCAUUUUCCUCACGUUUUCUACUUCAUGGCAACUUUCCCAUUACCAAGGGAAUCCAACACAGUGUUGUUUACUAUGUUCAUUGUGGAUUUUUUCAUAAUUCACGGGAUUUCACCAAGGUUUAUGAAUGCAAGGAUAAAAUUUAUAGAGAUGCAAAGGGUAACAAUCUUUAA
Molecule: messenger RNA, 301 nt
Organism: Entrophospora candida
Lineage: Eukaryota; Fungi; Glomeromycota; Glomeromycetes; Entrophosporales; Entrophosporaceae
Source: the annotation of a GenBank genome assembly